Molecule: messenger RNA, 2397 nt
Organism: Nipponia nippon (crested ibis)
Lineage: Eukaryota; Metazoa; Chordata; Aves; Pelecaniformes; Threskiornithidae
Source: RefSeq, a predicted model, not a curated record
AUGAAGGCCAAAAGAGGAGGGAGAUUUAAGUCUUCCUUUAAACUGAAACAAAAAGGUAUUGAAGUAAUAGGAAAAUGGAAAACUGUGCAAAUCGACCCUAAUCUAUUUGCUGAUGAGGAGUUUCGAGAUAUAGUGUGCUUGGAGGAACUUACAGAGUACAAACUAGUAAGUUCCUCCAAAGUGGGGAAAGUAAAAGAGAAAAAGAGAAAGACUGAGAGUGUUUCAGAAGAAGGCCAUGAGGAGGAGGAAGAACCUGUCGUCCCUCCCAAAAAGAAAAAGAGAAAAAAAGAUUUGAGAAGCAAAACAGAUAAAAGCGGUGAUCCUAAUGCAACAGAAAUUGAUGUGCUGGCUCAUAAAGAGGCAAAGUGUAACAAAAUAAUUGAAGCAGCAGAUUGCGAGGACCAUGGACAUGUGGCUGAGAGCACUUCAAGCAUAAAAGAUGCUCCAAAGAAAAAGAAAGUACCUAAAAAUAAGACUUCUCAAGGUCAAGAAGCUCUUCCAUCAGUAACUACUUCUAAAAAAGUUAAAAACUGGACAACAGAAGUUUUAUCUGCAUCAGCUGAUCACAAAGCUGAUGUGUCUGCGUGGAAAGACCUGUUUGUACCCGAACCAGUGUUGCGGGCCUUGAGUUACCUGGGGUUUAGUGCUCCAACUCCUAUUCAAGCCUUAGCCUUGCCUUCUGCCAUCCGGGAUAAUAUGGAUGUUCUUGGUGCUGCAGAAACAGGAAGCGGCAAAACGCUGGCAUUUGCAAUUCCAAUGAUUCACUCUGUGCUGCAGUGGCAAAAAUCAAAUAGCUCAACAACCAGAAAUGACAGUGUUUCUAAAGAGUCCCAUCAGCAUCAUGAUGAAACAAGAUGGGAAAAUGAGGAUGAAGCAGAAAAACUAACCCAUCAGCAGGCUGAAGAUAGUGGAGAUGAAGAUGAUGCAUCUUUCACAACAGGCUGUGUGAAGGUGCUGGAAGAAUUUGAUUCCAGUGACGAGACACAUACUAUUGGCUCCCAUAAAAAGAAACCUCUUCUAGGACUGGUCCUUACUCCCACAAGAGAAUUAGCUGUGCAAGUAAAACACCACAUUGAUGCAGUUGCAAAGUUUACGGGCAUUAAGACUGCAAUUCUAGUUGGAGGCAUGGCUGCACAGAAGCAAGAACGUGUACUGAAUCGAAAGCCAGAAAUUGUAAUUGCAACCCCAGGCCGUCUGUGGGAGUUAGUUAAAGAGAGACACCCACAUCUUUCAAAUCUUCGGCAGCUCAGGUGCCUUGUGAUUGAUGAAGCAGAUCGAAUGGUUGAGAAAGGUCACUUCUUAGAGCUGUCUCAGUUGCUGGAAAUCUUAAAUGAUUCACAGUAUAACCCUCAACGACAGACUUUUGUGUUUUCUGCCACUUUGACUUUAGUCCAUCAGACUCCCACAAGAGUUUUACAGAAAAAGAAUGCUAAAAAGAUGGACAAGACCACCAAACUAGAAUUGUUAAUGGAAAAAGUAGGAAUAAAGGGCAAACCCAAGGUGAUAGACUUAACAAGGAAAGAGGCUACUGUUGAGACUCUGACAGAAACCAGAAUCCACUGUAAUACAAAUGAGAAGGACUAUUAUCUCUAUUACUUUCUUCUCCAGUAUCCAGGAAGAACCAUGGUCUUUGCAAACAGCAUAGACUGUGUAAAGCGCCUCAGUUCUCUCCUCACAAUCUUAAAUUGCGAUCCUCUUCCUUUGCAUGCCAACAUGCACCAAAAGCAAAGGCUGAAAAACCUAGAAAGGUUUGCUGAGCGAGAGAGCUGUGUCCUCCUGACAACAGAUGUUGCAGCUCGUGGUCUUGAUAUUCCCAAUGUGCAGCAUGUCAUCCACUACCAGGUCCCUCGAACUUCUGAGUUGUACGUACACAGAAGCGGCAGAACAGCCCGAGCUGCCAAUGAAGGCCUUAGUCUAUUGCUGAUCGGCCCUGAUGACUUGAUCAAUUUUAGGAAAAUUUAUAAAACGUUGGAGAAGAAUGAAGAGCUGCCAUUUUUCCCCGUUGAAACCAAGUGCAUGACUUCUAUCAAGGAGCGGAUGAAUUUGGCACGGCAGAUUGAGAAAGCAGAAUUUUUCAACAGUCGGGCAAAGCAACACAACUCCUGGCUCCAGCAAGCUGCAGAGGCACUUGAGAUUGAUCUUGAUGAUGACAUGUUAAUGGGCAAAAAAGCUAGCGAGGAAGAAGAAAGCCAGAAGCAAAAGAUGCUGAAGGGGAUGAAAAAGCAGCUAAAACAUAUGUUGUCCCAGCCACUGUUUAAAGUCCUUAUGAAAACUAAGUACCCAACACAGUCUGGAAAACUACUCUUGCCUCAGACAUCAGUGGGUAUUUCAGAAUCUGCUCUGGGUACCGUGUCCAAACAACAAGCCAAGAAGAAGAAAUCAGUAAAAUUAAAUUAG